This is a messenger RNA of Daucus carota subsp. sativus, 2075 nucleotides long. RefSeq names its product T-complex protein 1 subunit eta. Gene Ontology annotation, molecular function: ATP binding; ATP-dependent protein folding chaperone; ATP hydrolysis activity. The record is from RefSeq and is a predicted model, not a curated record. Lineage: Eukaryota; Viridiplantae; Streptophyta; Magnoliopsida; Apiales; Apiaceae. Gene Ontology annotation, cellular component: chaperonin-containing T-complex. The transcript has 14 exons. Gene Ontology annotation, biological process: protein folding. Bases 152 to 1828 code for a protein of 558 amino acids.
CGCUCGCUAGAAAAGAGCACCGUAGAGAAGUGUAAAACUUAAAACCCUAGUUACACACAGUACCAUACAAACCUACAUUCUUCUCUUUGCUCUCUCUUUUAAUUUUUCUCGUCUCUUUCUCUCUCUGUAUCUACAAAUCUCGCUACUCACAAUGUCUACUAUGAUGCAACCUCAGAUUAUCUUGCUGAAAGAAGGGACUGAUACGUCGCAAGGGAAGGCUCAGUUAGUGAGCAACAUAAAUGCGUGUGGGGCUGUUGCUGAUGUGGUUCGGACUACUCUUGGACCAAGGGGUAUGGACAAGCUGAUUCACGAUGAUAAGGGAAAUACCACUAUUUCUAAUGAUGGUGCCACGAUUAUGAAGCUUCUUGAUAUAGUCCAUCCUGCAGCUAAGAUCCUUGUGGAUAUUGCCAAGUCACAAGACUCUGAGGUUGGUGACGGAACAACUACAGUGGUUCUGCUUGCAGGGGAAUUCUUAAAGGAGGCAAAGCCUUUUAUUGAAGAUGGUGUGCACCCACAAAACCUCAUCCGGAGCUAUAGGACUGCUUCCUAUUUGGCAAUCGAGAAGAUCAAAGAAUUAGCUGUUAGCAUAGAGGGAAAAAGCUUAGACGAAAAGAGAAGUCUAUUAGCUAAAUGUGCUGCUACAACUCUCUCGUCGAAGCUUAUAGGCGGAGAGAAAGAGUUCUUUGCAUCUAUGGUUGUUGAUUCUGUCCUUGCUAUUGGAAAUGAUGAUAGGCUAAACAUGAUCGGAAUAAAGAAGGUUCCUGGGGGUACAAUGCGCGACUCUUUCCUUGUAAAUGGUGUUGCCUUCAAGAAGACAUUUUCAUAUGCCGGUUUUGAACAGCAACCGAAGAAAUUUGAAAAUCCCGAGAUACUACUACUUAACAUUGAAUUAGAGCUGAAAUCAGAAAAAGAAAAUGCAGAGAUAAGGCUAUCAGAUCCAUUGCAGUAUCAGUCGAUUGUUGAUGCAGAAUGGAAUAUCAUUUAUGAUAAACUGGAUAAAUGUGUGAAGAGUGGAGCCAAAAUUGUUCUUUCUCGUCUGGCUAUUGGUGAUCUAGGAACUCAGUAUUUUGCAGAUCGAGAUAUUUUUUGUGCUGGCCGUGUCGCUGAAGAGGAUUUGCAAAGGGUUGCAGCAGCUACAGGUGGAACUGUUCAGACAUCAGUUAACAAUGUCAUUGAUGAGGUUCUUGGAACUUGUGAGAUUUUUGAGGAGAAACAAGUUGGAAAUGAGCGCUUCAAUAUAUUUAGUGGAUGCCCCUCAGGCCAGACAGCCACUAUAGUUCUCCGCGGGGGAGCUGAUCAAUUCAUCGAGGAAGCAGAGCGCAGCUUACAUGAUGCAAUUAUGAUAGUUCGGAGGGCUAUGAAGAACUCUACUGUAGUUGCUGGUGGGGGUGCUAUUGAUAUGGAGAUAAGCAGAUACUUGAGGCAACAUUCACGCACAAUAGCUGGAAAGUCCCAACUAUUUAUAAACUCCUAUGCAAAAGCUCUUGAGGUUAUCCCACGGCAGCUUUGUGACAAUGCGGGAUUUGAUGCAACUGAUGUGCUGAACAAUCUGAGACAGAAACAUGCGCUAACAUCAGGUGAGGGUGCACUUUAUGGUGUAGAUAUCAACACCGGUGGGAUUGCUGAUUCGUACGCAAAUUUUGUGUGGGAACCAGCAGUUGUAAAGAUCAAUGCUAUUAAUGCAGCUACAGAGGCAGCUUGUCUUAUCUUGAGUGUGGAUGAGACGGUAAAGAACCCGAAGUCUGAGAGUGCACAGGGCGAAGCUGCUGCAGGUGCAAUGGGCAGAGGGCGUGGAGGUGGUCGUGGUAGAGGAAUGCGUAGGCGAUAGGCUAUAUAGAAAUUAGGUGUAUUCUUACGCAAUUAAUGGGUGGUUCACUUAUUGGGGGUUUUUAGGCAUGAUCAACCGUCUUCAUUUUUCUCUUCAUUUGCCCUUUGUAACUAAACUAUAGAUUUAAGGUUGUACUUCUUAUAUUGUGACUUUGCCCCUAGUGGUGCAAUUUUGGUUUAAAAUGCUCUAAUAUUUGUAUGGCCUGUGCCGAUUUUGACUAAAAGAGUGAAACUUCACAUUAUGCCGA